AUGUCCUACGGAGGAUACGGCGGGAAUCCUGGUUACGGCGGGGCUCCCAGUGGAUACGGUGGCCCUCCCGGGUAUGGCGGUGGCGGCCCGGGACCUGGUGGCUUCGCGCCUGCGCCUCCUGGCCCUCCUCCCGGCACGGACCCCCAGCUUUGGAGCUGGUUCUCGGCCGUCGAUACCGACCGAUCGGGCCACAUCACCGUGCACGAGCUUCAGAAAGCCCUCAUAAAUGGAGACUGGAGUCCGUUUGAUCUCGACACCGUCAAGUUGCUUAUGUCGAUCUUCGAUACGGAUCGCAGCGGGACGAUCGGCUUCAACGAGUUCUCCGGACUGUGGAAAUACAUUAAGGACUGGCAGAACGUCUACCGCCACUUCGACCGCGACCAGUCGGGCUCGAUCGACGCCAACGAGCUCAGACAGGCUCUCCACCAGUUUGGCUACUCUCUUUCGCCACAGCUCUUGCACCUCGUAGAGGCCAAGUACGGCACCGGUCCGAGCCAUGGCCCCCACGGUGCGCCCUCCGGAGGCGGGAUCACGUUCGACCGCUUCGUGCGCGCGUGCGUGGUGAUCAAGCAGAUCUCGGAGUCCUUCCAGAGGCUCGACACGGAUCGCGAUGGCUGGGUGCAGGUCAACUACGAGCAGUUCAUGCACACCGUCCUCUCCUUACCCUAA
Molecule: messenger RNA, 669 nt
Organism: Dichomitus squalens LYAD-421 SS1
Lineage: Eukaryota; Fungi; Basidiomycota; Agaricomycetes; Polyporales; Polyporaceae
Product: EF-hand
Exons: 7
Coding region: 1-669 (222 amino acids)
Molecular function (GO): calcium ion binding
Source: RefSeq, a predicted model, not a curated record